Mustela erminea (ermine) is the source of this 2447-nucleotide messenger RNA. RefSeq names its product zinc finger protein 154-like. The record is from RefSeq and is a predicted model, not a curated record. Gene Ontology annotation, biological process: regulation of transcription by RNA polymerase II. NCBI's taxonomy places the organism in Eukaryota, Metazoa, Chordata, Mammalia, Carnivora, Mustelidae. Gene Ontology annotation, molecular function: DNA-binding transcription factor activity; RNA polymerase II cis-regulatory region sequence-specific DNA binding.
CGCGACCGAGAAGCGGCGAGAGGAGGCUCUGUCCGCGCUGCACGUUCGCGGAUCCACAGCUUGGCAACGCGGCUUGGGCUGCCCCUCGCCAGGGCGGAGACCAGGACCACCGGCCCGGUGCUCUCCGCCCACGGAGUCCGAUGGCGGCGGCCGCGCCCAGGGACCCGGCUCCGGGUGACCUUUGAAGACGUGGCUGUGUACUUCUCCUGGGAGGAAUGGGGUCUCCUUGAUGAGGCUCAGAGAUGUCUGUACCAGGAAGUGAUGCUGGAGAACUUGGCACUUAUAACCUCCUUGGGCUGCAGGCAGGGAGCAGAGGAUGACGAGGCACCUAAGCAGAGCAUUUCUGUACAAAGAGCGUCGCAGGUCAGGACUUUGCAGGCAGUUGUGUCUCCCCAGAAGGCCCAUCCUCGUGAGGUGUGUGGCCAGGACUUGAGAGACCUUUCGCUGUCCAGUGAGCACCUGGCAACACUUUGUGGACAGAAUCUCUACAGUAUUGGGGCACACAAGGGACAGUUGUAUUUCGAUGCAGACCUUCCGCACCAGGAGCAGCACACUGGAGAGAAAUGCUUCAGAAGCAACAUGGGCAGAGCUUCUUUUGUGAAGGACUACAAAUUCUGUGUGUUAGGGAAACCCUUUUCCUGUGGGGAGGUGACAUCUUGGCCUGUGAGGGACAUCUUGGCCACCUCGAGAUUCCUCCAGCAUCAAGCCCCACCCAACAGGGAGACGUCAUACAGGAGAACUGAGUAUGGGACGUCCUCCCAUGGAAGGAAACUGCAACGCAGCUGGGCAGAAGGCACAAAGGACUUCAGUUGCAAACACACACUUGCUUAUCACCAGAGAGACCUCACUAGAGACAGAUGCUUCAUGUGCAGUGAAUGUGGGAAAUCUUUUAGCAAGAGCUACAGCCUCAGGGACCACUGGAGAGUGCACACGGGAAAGCCUUACAAGUGUGGGGAAUGUGGGAGGUCGUUUCGGCAGAGCUCUAGCCUCAUUCGGCACCGGAGAGUUCACACUGGAGCAAGGCCUCACGAGUGUGACGAAUGUGGCAAAUUAUUUGGCAACAAGUCUAACCUCAUUAAACAUCGGAGAAUUCACACUGGAGAACGACCGUAUGAAUGUAGUGAAUGUGGGAAAUCCUUCAGCGAAAGCUCUGCGCUCCUUCAACACCGCAGUGUUCACACGGGAGAAAGGCCUUAUGAGUGCAGCGAGUGUGGAAAAUUCUUUUCCUACCACUCCAGUCUCAUAAAACACCAGAGAGUUCACUCAGGAUCAAGGCCCUAUGAGUGCAGUGAAUGUGGAAAAUCCUUUACUCAAAACUCCAGCCUCAUUGAACACCGUAGAGUUCAUAGUGGAGAAAGGCCUUAUAAGUGCAGCGAAUGUGAGAAAUCUUUUAGCCAAAGCUCUGCACUGCUUCAACAUCGGAGAGUUCACACUGGAGAGAGGCCUUAUGAAUGCAGUGAAUGUGGGAAAUUCUUUACUUACAGUUCUAGUCUCCUCAGACACCAGAGAGUACACACUGGAUCAAGGCCUUAUGAGUGCACUGAGUGUGGGAUAUCAUUCACUCAAAACUCCAGUCUUAUUAAGCACAGGAGGAUUCACACUGGAGAAAGACCUUACGAGUGCAGGGAGUGUGGGAAAUCCUUUAGCCAUAGUUCUAGCCUCAUUAAGCACAGAAAAGUACACGCUGGAGAAAGGCUUUAGGAGGACAGUGACUUUGAAACAUUCACUGGGUCUUCCAUUUCAGUGACCAUUCAAAUAUUCAUACUGAAACGGCUCUGUGAGUAUCUGAAUGUGGGAUAUUCUUUACCUCGGAGUCCAAACUCCUAAAAACACUACUGGGUCCCCCUUGACGAAGGCCCGUGAGUGUGGAGAAUGUGGAAAAUGGCUAACCAAAGGCUAACCUCAUCACACCCCAGAGAACUCGUGAAAGCCCUUACAAAAGCCUUGAAAAUGAGAAAACCUUCUACUGAAGGACUUGACGUCAUAGGAGUUCACAAAUUUCAAAUGGGACAACUACCUUAACUGCGCAGGUAUUUAUUUGAUGAGAGUAACAGCACUGGAGGAAAUCCCUCAUGAAGGUGUCAUUUGCCUGCAUUGACAUUCAUACAUUCAAACAUCGACAUAAAUCCCAGGUAUGUAGCAGCUGCACUGCAGUCUUUGAACCUGCCCAGGGCCAUAUCCCGGUGUCAGGAGAAUUGCUGGAGGACUGAUGAGCAGCCUGAGCACUUACUCCUUCCCCAUUUUUCUUCUCUGAGAGGGCAUGGAUCUCGCCCAGUUUUGUCCUAGAGGACUGUUGGUGAUUUGAAAAGGAGGAUGGCAUAUCAGGGAUGUAUCAUCCUUGUGAAACUCUGAAGGCAUUUCCCCAGCCUCCAAAUCACCAACCCAGAAACAGUCUGCCUCCCAUUGCUCUUGCUGUACGACAAUAAAGAUCAUAUUUUUUAAGCCAC